This is a messenger RNA of Pelobates cultripes (western spadefoot toad), 367 nucleotides long. NCBI's taxonomy places the organism in Eukaryota, Metazoa, Chordata, Amphibia, Anura, Pelobatidae. The record is from the annotation of a GenBank genome assembly.
CUAUCUAGAUAAGGUGGGGCUCCCCAAACUUGAGCUAGCCCAGGAGCAAGCCCUGCUCCAGCCUAUCACCCUGCAAGAGGUGAAAGACAGUAUUAAACAAUUGCCGUCGAGCAAAUCCCCUGGGGUGGAUGGCCUCCCUAAAGAGUGCUACAAGCGUUUUGGAGACAUUCUGGCCCCCCAGCUUCUACAGGUCUUCCACAGGGCUAAUGAAUUGGGUUCACUGCCACCUGAACUGUUGUUGGCAACAGUCAUCACUAUCCCCAAACUAGAAAAAACUCCUGAUAUUUGUAAACAUUUCUGCCCUUUCUCUCUUUUAAAUAUGGACGCUAAACUCUAUGCCAUGAUCCUGGCCACGGCUGAUCCAUGA